GGAUCUUAAAAAUAUUAAGAAGAAUCAGAAAAAUCAUGAAAAAGAGCUGAGUCAGAUAAAAAAAUUGUUGGAAAAGGUCAAUGAUGGUAAAAAAGGGGCCAUGAAGAAGAUUCAGAAAAAUGAAAAAAAGAUGGAAGAAAGAUUUAGGGAUCUUCUAAAGGGUGAAGGGAAGAUGGGGAACGUUAUCAUGGAACUGGCAUCAAAACUGAACAAAGUAUCAACAGACGUGGCGUCAAUCAAAAUGGCAAAUGAUGAACUGAAGCGGCAGCUGUCCGAUUCUGGUGGCAGUUCCCCAGCUAUUGAAAGGAAGCUGGCAGGUCUAAUAAGGGAUGUGGCAGAACUGAAAACAAGAACAGAGAUGAAUCCGACUGUCUUCAAAAUUACGAAGAACCAAAGGAUACUGGCAGAGGCGCUUGAGUCCAUUGACAGAGAGCUGACAGUUUUUCAGAGCAAACUUAGACACAUUGACGAGAGAACUGACGAGUUGAGAGGUCGACAAACAAGAGAAGAGCUUCACAGAAAAACUAUCAAUGAUGCUCUACAAAUACUAACAAAAGCUGUGAAGAACAUGAGAACAAACAUUAAGAAAAUUAUCAAUCCUCAGUCAUCGUAUAAUAUUGAGAGGACUAACGCCAUGAAAGAAGUUCAGUCUGAACUGGAGAUGAUGUCAAAAGCAAAUAAGAAACUGGUCUAUGAUAUGUCCCAGACAAGGACAGAGCUGAGCUCUCUGUUGAAGGAUCUUGUAGGCAUUCAACAGGCACACCAGCAGAGCAUUGCAAGCAUUGAAACUCUGGCUCAGGCCAAUCUCAACACCAAACAGAACUACAAGGUUCUGAAGUCUGAUCAGGAUCAAAUGAUGACCAAGAUUCAGACAUUAGCAUCUGUGUACCGGAGCGUGCUAACCGCACUUCACAACCUGGAAAUCAAAGAGAUCAAUGUCAUGCAUAAACUGGAACGCUAUGAAGAAGCUGUUUCACGGUUAAAUGCAAAUUUUUUAGGAGCAACGAAAGGGAAUGGAAAGGGCUCAAAGAAAGGGAAGCAGACAUCAAAGGACUUGACGAACUUAGCCAGUCUAUUAAGGUCCCAGAAGUACAUUUACAGUCAAGUAAUGAAGCUACGCAAAGAUUUAAAGAAAGUGAAGAAGCAGUCGAGACGUCGUAGCAAGUCUAAAGCUAAAUCACGAAGCAGGAAAGAGCGUCGUAGAAAGAAAAAACGCAAGAAAAAAGGAAGAGGCAUGUUGCGUCUUGACAGAAAGAUGAAGGGGAUUCGUGAUCUGGACAGGCGGGUGAAGGAAUUUAAUGGAAAGGCAAAACCAUACAAAAAGGAACAACGUAAAAGGAAAAUGAAAGAAAGAGAUGAGUCAAGAACAUGAAUGAAUGUCUGAUACGUGAUG
Messenger RNA from Haliotis rubra (blacklip abalone), 1393 nucleotides. RefSeq names its product nuclear matrix constituent protein 1b-like. The record is from RefSeq and is a predicted model, not a curated record. Bases 101 to 1372 code for a protein of 423 amino acids. Lineage: Eukaryota; Metazoa; Mollusca; Gastropoda; Lepetellida; Haliotidae. The transcript is spliced from 7 exons.